UGCCUUUGGGACUAUAACGAAUACUGAGCACAUCGGGUGAAAUGAUUGUAUCCGCAAAAUGGCUUAUCAGCAGUUUGUUGUAUCUGGUGUUGGCACAGCGUCCGGUCAUAGCGAAGGGCCGUUACAAUAUCAGUUUUGCGCAGUUGGAUACAUGCGAUAGCAUCGACAUUGAUGCGUCAAGUGGCUAUGCAUACAAGGAUUUUUUCAUGGUGCACACUUUGGACAACAACAAUGUCAAGUCAAAUGAGCGGCUGCAUCUCAAAUUUUACGUGCUGACUAGCAUGGAUGCGCAUAUUUUACUGUCGGUAACAAACCGGCCCCGUCCCAAUGAUCGCGUAUAUGAGAUCGUGAUAGGGGCCGGCGGAAAUACGUUUUCCACUAUUCGCACAAGCAUGGGCUUGCGGCGCGUCUCCACGAAUCAAGAUCCGCAACUGCUUUCGGUAUACGAGCCAACGCCCAUUGAAAUCGUGCAAACGAAAGAUGGCGACCUGUACGUUUACAUUCCCGGCUUCAAGAAGGAGCCACUGCUGCAUUUCCUCGACGCCUCUGCGCUCAACAUAAACUACAUAAGCUUCAGCACAUUCGGAUCGAACAGCGCACGUUGGUUCUACGACUGCGCCUUUGAUGGAUACCGCAAUGAAAUGGAGCAACAACAGCGACAGCAAUCAAACGAAGAGCGAUUGCUGGGUGAACUUAUUUACCAGGCUCAGAAUAGCAGCCUCCCCGGCAAUCUCAGUGAGAUUCAAUUCAAUUUUCAAAUGCGCUCCCUAUCCUACGAUCAGUCCAGUGCCUUGUUGCGGGCGCGCAUGCAGCUCAUGAUGCAUUGGCAAGAUGCCCGACUGCGCUGGCAGCCUGAGAGCUAUGGGCGAUUGACAUCCUUGAAGCAUCCCCAAUUGCAAAUAUGGACACCUCAGAUUGUGGUACUCAAUGGCGCCUUGGAGUCGUUGGGUGUGGCGCUGAAAAGCUUUGAGCUGCGCGUUUAUAGCAAUGGCAAUGUCAGCCUUUUAGCCAGCAACUGGGAACUGACAACGUGGUGUGUGGACACGGCGCGCAAUUGGCCCAACGAGCGUAUCAAUUGCGACAUUCAACUGGGCGUAGAUCAGAAUCAGGCCAACAUAGCUUUAACCUACGACAAUCGACAGAAGCCGCUGGCGCCCAACGAGCACGUUAACACGCCAUCCGGCUGGACAUUUGUGGAAAUUGCCGUCACGCAUGUGGAGAAUGCCACGACUUUCCGCUACACGCCCAAGGGCUUGCUUCAGACAAUGUCCGGCGAUGUGGCCAUUGGAUUUACGUUGCAGCGGAAUAGCGAAUUUUACAGACUUGUCUUCGUCAUGCCGCUCUUUGUAACUGAGAUUCUUUUAGCGCUUUCAUUUCUGUUGCGCGGCUAUCGACGCGGCGCCCUCGUACUCAUUGUCCUGCUGCUUACGGCCUGGGGUCUGAUGUACCUCACCCGCCACGCCUCGCCGCACUAUGUGCCGCCCUUGAUGUCGGUCUAUCAGCACAUUAUGAGGAUUUCCAUAUAUUGUUAUUUGCUGCACGUCGCCAUCAUGUGGCUGGAAUGCUAUCCACCCCGGGCCAAGGCGCCUGCUUGGCUCUUGGCCGUAAUAAACUCCACUCCACUGCGUUUAAUUUUAGGACUCCGAUUCUCUGAUGCUACGGCGUACUGUGAUAUUCAGGAGCAGCCGUGGCGCCAACUUGCAAAGAUUUUGAACAAUGCUAGCUUUAUUGGAGUCAAUAUUUGCUUUAUCGUAUUAAAUGUAAGAGAUCUGUACAGUAUUUAAAAUGAAAAAUGGCCCUAAAUCAUUUAAGGGCUUAAAUGAAUACAGAUUAGCAAAACAAAA
Molecule: messenger RNA, 1844 nt
Organism: Drosophila montana
Lineage: Eukaryota; Metazoa; Arthropoda; Insecta; Diptera; Drosophilidae
Gene: NtR
Product: NtR
Exons: 8
Coding region: 42-1784 (580 amino acids)
Biological process (GO): monoatomic ion transport
Cellular component (GO): membrane
Molecular function (GO): extracellular ligand-gated monoatomic ion channel activity
Source: RefSeq, a predicted model, not a curated record